CUGCAGUUUUCUAAUGUGACUCGCAUAAAAUUCACUUAGGCUUUGAGCUUCAGUUGCGCCUGGGCCCAACCCUGCAGGGUAAGAGUGUGCAUGUCCACAUCAACUACCCAGCACCGGGCAAGAAGUUCGUCAGCUCCAGCUUCCAUCAGCUGGAGUGGGUGAACCCCAGCGGCAGAGAGGAUGAUUCAGACAAAUACUGCAAACUGGACCUGGAGAUAGCAGGCUCUUAUCAGUAUUACUUUGGGUGUGGGAAUGAGGAAAGAACCGGAGGUGGCUACAUUGUUGUGGAUCCAGUGUUGCGUAUUGGUCAUGAGAGGAAGAUCCUGCCUCUCGAUUGCAUUACAGUUCAGACUUACCUUGCUAAGUGUUUGGGCCCUCUGGAUGAAUGGCUGGACAGACUCAGAGUGGCCAAGGAAACUGGUUACAAUAUGAUCCACUUCACGCCUCUGCAGAAACUAGGCGCAUCACGAUCAUGCUACUCCAUAGCUGAUCAGCUGGAGCUGAACCCUGAUUUCUCCUCACCUGGCAAGAACUACACUUGGAUGGAUGUGGGCAACCUGACGGAGAAACUUAAGAAAGAGUGGAGCAUGCUUUGCAUCACAGAUGUGGUGUACAACCACACAGCUGCGAACAGUAAGUGGAUCCGACUCCAUCCAGAGUGUGGCUAUAACCUGGUAAACUCUCCUUAUCUGAAGCCAGCCUGGCUGCUGGACAGAGCCCUGUGGCAUUUCAGCUGUGCCGUAGCAGAUGGAAAAUACAGCGACAGCGGCCUUCCACCUCUUAUUGAGAAUGACAAACGCAUAACUAUCCUUCAAGGGCUUCUGUGGACGGAAGUUUUCUCCCAACUGAAACUAUGGGAGUUUCUACAGGUGAACGUUGAGAAAAACGUGGAGCAGUUUAGGAAGGUUCUUCAGGCUGGUAACAGACCUGCGGGGCCUGAGCUGGAGGGAAAGCCAAAAUUGAAAGUCAUCCAGGAUUCACAGUACAGACGCUUCAGCAACACUGUAGACAUGCAGCUGGCCCUGGAGAUGUUUGGCAGACACACUAACGGUCCCAAAUCCAUCCAAGAGUGCUGUGAUUGGUUUAAGAUGAGUCUAGAAGAACUAAAUGCGGAAUGCUAUAAGGAAAUGCAUAGUCAUCAUGAGAAGGCUAUAAACUGCAUAGUGGGAACGGUUUGUUAUGAAAGACUCGCCUCCCACGGCCCUCAACUUGGACCUGUCACCCGGACAAACCCUUUGGUGACUAGAUAUUUUACCUUCCCAUUUGAGGACAUGACCAUGGAGCAGGAAAACCAGCUGAUGCAGAAUCCAAAUGAUGCUUGUCAUCUGCUCGCCCAUAAUGGAUGGGUUAUGGCAGAUGACCCGCUUAGAAAUUUUGCAGAGCCAGGCUGUAAUGUUUACCUCAGAAGAGAGCUUGUUUGCUGGGGUGACAGCGUGAAACUUCGCUAUGGCGACAAACCAGAGGACUGUCCAUACUUAUGGGCUUACAUGAAGAAGUACACAGAGAUCACAGCCAAACAUUUCUCCGGUGUACGUCUGGAUAACUGCCACUCCACACCCCUUCAUGUGGCUGAGGCCAUGUUAGCUGCAGCCAGAGUGGUCAGGCCCAAUCUUUAUGUGAUAGCCGAACUCUUUACUGGAAGUGAACAGCUUGACAAUUUGUUUGUUAAUCGGCUGGGAAUAACCAGUCUCGUCAGAGAGGCCAUGAGUGCCGGGGACAGCCAUGAGGAAGGUCGACUCGUUUAUCGUUUUGGAGGGGAGCCUGUAGGUUCAUUCGUACAGCCAAACCUCAGGCCUUUAGUGCCAUCAGUUGCUCACGCCAUGUUUUUGGAUGUUACCCAUGACAACGAAUGUCCCAUUCAGGUUCGUUCAGUGUUUGAUGCUUUAGCCAGUACUGCUAUCGUCUCUAUGGCCUGCUGUGCCUCAGGCAGCACUAGAGGAUAUGAUGAGCUCGUACCUCAACAGAUUUCAGUAGUAAAGGAAGAGCGUUUGUACCCCAAGUGGAAUCCUGAUGCACUGCCCUCUUCUGUUGGGGAGGUGAACCUCCAGACUGGUAUAAUGGCAGGAAAACUUGCCCUCAACAAACUCCACCAAGAGCUGGCAGAGAAGGGCUUCACCCAGGUUUACGUGGAUCAGCUGGAUGAAGACACUGUGGCUGUGACCAGGCAUUGUCCCAGCACACAUCAGUCUGUUUUGACUGUGUCUCGUACGGCCUUCAAAAACCUAGAAACACACCAAUACAGAGCGCAUCUAGCCCCCAUGUACAUCCCAGGUACGAACGCUUUUAGUGCUGAAUGCCCUUUGCUUUCCAGGUGA
This is a messenger RNA of Sinocyclocheilus grahami, 2315 nucleotides long. RefSeq names its product glycogen debranching enzyme-like. The transcript is spliced from 16 exons. The coding region runs from base 429 to 2315 and encodes 628 amino acids. Gene Ontology annotation, biological process: glycogen catabolic process. The record is from RefSeq and is a predicted model, not a curated record. Gene Ontology annotation, molecular function: 4-alpha-glucanotransferase activity; amylo-alpha-1,6-glucosidase activity. Lineage: Eukaryota; Metazoa; Chordata; Actinopteri; Cypriniformes; Cyprinidae.